Naegleria lovaniensis is the source of this 1488-nucleotide messenger RNA. RefSeq lists its product as uncharacterized. The transcript has a single exon. Bases 1 to 1488 code for a protein of 495 amino acids. The record is from RefSeq and is a predicted model, not a curated record. NCBI's taxonomy places the organism in Eukaryota, Heterolobosea, Eutetramitea, Acrasida, Naegleriidae.
AUGUCCCAACACUGUGAAAUGAUGACAACACAAAUGACAAGUGUUCAUAUCCUUCUCGUUGAUUUUUAUCAAGUUUCCGCUCACAAUCAUCCUUUGAACAUGCAAGCAGUGCUGAAAAAGAAAUUCUCAUUACAACAAUUGGGAAAAACAAAAUGGCUUUUGAAUCGGGAAUUGAAAUAUCAACAUUUCUUUCCUGUUGAGUUUAUGAAUGAUCCUGAAUUUGUGUUGAAUCACAUCAAAAAGUAUGGAUAUGGACUGAAAUUUGCAUCCACACAAUUAAAACAAGAUCGAGAUUUUGUAUUGAAAGUGGUGCAACAAAAAGGUUCAGAGUUACCGUUUGCAGAUAAACAUUUUCGCAAUGAUAAAGAAGUGGUAUUGACAGCCAUAAAGGAAAAUGAUGUAUUAUUUAGAUAUGCUUCAGUAGCGCUUCAACUUGACUGGGAAUUUGUGUUAAAAGUUGUGAGACAGAAUGGAACGGCUUAUCAGUGGACCCAUAAACUGGGAGAUGACAAAGAAGUUGUGCUCACUGCUGUCAAACAAAAUGGAACUGCAUUGCAAUGUAUCAAAUAUGACAGCUCACAAAAUUCAGAUUGGUAUGAAACAGUUGCAUUAGAAGCAAUCAAACAAAAUAAGAAUGCACUUCGAUAUGUUUCCAAAGUUUUUGUUCAAAAUCAAGAUUUCAUGUUACAAGCUCUCAAAUUAAUAUUUCCAGAUGAAUUGGAAACCUCAUGCUCUUUUGAUUAUUCAUCGAAAGAAAUCAUGAUGAAGAUCAUUCAAGAAUUUGGACUUUUACUUGAAUUUGUGUCAAGUGAACUCAAAAGUGAUCGUGAUAUAGUUUUGAGUGCAGUUAGAAAUCAUGGUCGUUCGUUGGCAUUUGCUUCUAACGACUUGCAGAAUGACAAAGAAAUUGCAUUAAUGGCUGUUCAACAAGAGGGUAGGGCAUUGCAAUUUGUCUCUUCAGAUUUGAAAGGAGACAAACAAGUGGUGUUGGCUGCUGUGAAUCAAAAUGGAUGUGCUCUUGAAUAUGCAUCAGAAGAGUUGCAGAAUGAUCGAGAAGUAGUCUUGAGUGCAGUAACUCAAAAUGGAUAUUCUUUGUGUUAUGCUUCAAAUGAGAUGAAGAAAGACAGACAAGUUGUGUUGACAGCUGUAAAACAAAGGUGUGGCGCCAUUAGAUUCGCAGAUGAUGAAUUGAAAAAAGACGAAGAAAUUGUGUUAGAAGCUAUCAAACGAGAUCUCUCUGGUUUUCUUUUUAUUUCAAAGAAAUUAUUUUGUGACAAACCAUUCUUGUUGAAAGCAGCAAAAUUCUGUGGUAACACACUUCUACAAUAUACACCCAAAGAAAUUACAGAUGAUCAUGAAUUUAUGGUGAAACUUCGAGAAGAAAUCAAAAGAUCUGGAUUUGCUUCAGAGUAUGAUGAGGAAUUGUAUCAUGAAAGAAUGGAAUACUUUUAUUAUGGAGUUUAUUUGGGAACAAUUCGAAAUCACUAA